AUGUUUUCACUCUAUUCUGUUCGACUAUCCUCGUUGGUUACUCCACAGCUCUUAAGCAAGGAGAAACUUGCAUCCAGAACAGUAACUGUGGCACAGGGUUGCACUGCGAAACAUGCCUCGCCAAUAACGAUGUCAGACCGCGCUGCACUCGAAUUCAACCUAUCAAUCCUCUCUCUAAGGGCGAGGUCGGCAACCGGAAGCGUGAUUUUAUCUCCAGAGAACCAGCAGGACUCCAUUACCAGUCAGCUCAACAAUGGUGUUAGAGGGUUGAUGCUUGAUAUGUAUGACUUCAACAAUGAUAUCUGGUUAUGCCACUCCUUUGGCGGCAAAUGCUACAACUACACAGCUUUUCAACCUGCCAUAAAUGUUUUGAAAGAGGUUCAAGUGUUUCUAGAAGCGAACACUUUUGAAGUUAUCACCAUUAUCAUUGAAGAUUAUGUUACAUCUCCUAACGGCCUGACGAGGGCAUUUAAUGCCUCUGGCCUGAGUAAAUUCUUAUUUCCGGCAGCUCGGAUGCCAAAAAAUGGUGGAGAGUGGCCAACGGUUGAUGACAUGGUCAGGCAGAAUCAGCGAUUAGUAGUCUUCACUUCUAAAAGCUACAAGGAAUCAUCAGAAGGCAUUGCAUAUGAAUGGAAAUACUUGGUAGAAAAUCAAUAUGGCAAUGGUGGAAUGAUAGCUGGAUCAUGUCCCAACCGAGCAGAAUCAUCUAGUAUGAACACGAAAACAAGGUCGCUAGUCUUGAUGAACUAUUUUCCCGAUAACCCAGUCGAGGCCACUGCCUGCAAACAUAAUUCAGCCCCAUUAAUUAGCAUGAUGAACACCUGUUAUGAAGCAGCUGGAAAAAGAUGGCCCAAUUUCAUUGCUGUUGAUUUUUACAAGAGAAGUGAUGGCGGAGGAGCACCUGAAGCCGUAGAUAUGGCAAACGGUCACCUAGUUUGUGGUUGUAAAACCAUUGCCUCUUGCAAGGAAAACAUGACGUUUGAAGCAUGCGAACUACCCAAGGCAAGCCCCGCCCCUAGCGCAACUCCAAUUAAUGAAACCAGCUUUGCAAUAUUUGAUAGCAGACCCUCCUUUAAAUUGCAGUGGUUGGCUGGUUUGUUUCUUACUGUCAUCUUGUGA
Fraxinus pennsylvanica is the source of this 1119-nucleotide messenger RNA. Lineage: Eukaryota; Viridiplantae; Streptophyta; Magnoliopsida; Lamiales; Oleaceae. The record is from the annotation of a GenBank genome assembly.